AUGCAACUUCAAUUUAAUGACACUAUUUCGGAGGAGUUCACACUGUCCCGAGGUGUUCGUCAGGGUGACACCAUUUCGUCGUACCUCUUUGUUUUGGCGAUGGAGAGACUAGCUCAUCUUAUUCAGCACCGAGUUCAACAAGGUGCGUGGCGCCCAAUUUCGGUAGGUCUUGGGGAGGUGACAAUCCCUUAUCUCAUGUUCGCGGACGAUUUAUUAUUGUUUAUGGAGGCUUCUACAGACCAGGUGGAUGUGCUCAACGAGGUGCUAUCCAUUUUAUCUCAUAACUCGGGCUUUGAAAGCAAGUUCAUUUGGGGUAGUUCUCAAUCUGUUAGAAAAGUCCACCUUGUCAAUUGGAGCUCACUCUGCACGCCUAAGGAGAAGGGUGGGUUGGGGCUAAAAAACCAGCGACGCAUGAAUAUGGCUCUCCUUAUGAAGCUCGGUUGGGGUCUAUUGAGUAAACUGGAAGCUUUAUGGGUACGGGUUUUAUGUGCCAAGUAUAAACUCCACCCGAACACUAUGUCGGAUGGUUAUCACUUUCCGUCGGGCUCAGUCAUUUUGCGUGCAAUUGCGAGGGUCUGUCCGCAUGUUGUCAAGGGUACUAGAUGGUCCAUUGGUGACGGGUCUCGUAUUCUCUUUUGGUGGGAUAAUUGGCUGAACUUUUCUGAGGAUUUAAUCACUCGGGCUUGA
Molecule: messenger RNA, 687 nt
Organism: Striga hermonthica
Lineage: Eukaryota; Viridiplantae; Streptophyta; Magnoliopsida; Lamiales; Orobanchaceae
Source: the annotation of a GenBank genome assembly